Messenger RNA from Symbiodinium pilosum, 267 nucleotides. The record is from the annotation of a GenBank genome assembly. Lineage: Eukaryota; Dinophyceae; Suessiales; Symbiodiniaceae.
GAUGGAGCCAGCCAUCUUCACGGCCGAGCUGCGCAUCCGCCUGGGCAUUCCUGAAGCCACAGCCGACACAUGGAGACUUUGGCCAUUGCAGGCAGGGCAACUGGGGCUGCCGCUGCGGCGCGUAGAGGCCCACCUCCAGACUGCGCAGUGCGAAGCCCAGGGCAUCGUCUUUGUGCCCAUGGUAGCAGAGUCUACUGGCACGUGGGACAAAGGCGCAGCAGUUGUCCUCAAGCACAUUGCUCGGGCAGUGGCAGCGCGUACUGGGGG